CUUUGCCUGAAAUUGAAAGUACUGGCGGGCGCUCGAGCGCUCGAGCUGAGCCCCUAUGGCUGUGGCUAUGGCUAUGGCUGUGGCUAUGGCUAUCGCCAUAGCUCCCACCCCAUCGACCGCUCCCAAGCAAACCCAAAAUGGCUGCAAUUCUUCAAGUCCGAUUCCGCUCCUCAAUUGGGCUUUUUGACCCUUCAUUUUCCGCCCGGUUCCCAAAAUUUCUCCCCCAAUUCAAGCCUGUUUCUGUCUCUUUCAACCCCAUCUCUGCGCCAACCUUGUGCUGCCAUCGCUUCGUUUUAAGAUUUGGCUCCACCAGUGCUCCCAAAAUCCGCCGGAAUCAGUAUCCGGUUGCGGCAGUUAUGUUGUUGCCUGAUAAUCCGGUGGUCUCCGACAUCUGCGCCACCGCCGUCGCGGGUGGAAUCGCCUUAUCCUUGCUUCGAUUGUGGCAGGAAACGGCGAAACGUGGCCUUGAUCAGAAAUUGAACAGGAAGCUUGUUCAUAUAAGCAUCGGGCUUGCUUUCAUGCUUUGCUGGCCUAUGUUCAGUUCUGGUCAACGAGGAGCUCUAUUGGCGUCUCUAAUUCCCGGAGUCAAUAUCAUACGAAUGCUUGUCUUGGGAUUGGGAAUAUUGAAAGAUGAGGCUACGGUGAAGUCAAUGAGCAGAUAUGGAGACUACAGGGAGCUUUUGAAGGGACCUUUAUAUUAUGUUACAACAAUUACAUUAGCCUGUAUAAUAUAUUGGAGGACCUCCCCCAUUUCAAUUGCCCUUGUGUGCAACUUAUGUGCUGGAGAUGGGUUGGCCGAUGUCAUUGGAAGACGAUUUGGAAGUCGAAAGAUCUCUUACAACAAAAACAAGUCGCUAGCUGGCAGUGUGGCAAUGGCAUCUGCUGGUUUUCUUGCAUCUGUUGGGUAUAUGUACUACUUUUCCUCAUUUGGGUAUCUUGAGGGAAGCAGCAGAAUGAUUUUGGGAUUCUUAGUUGUGUCUGUUGCCUCAGCUUUGGUAGAGUCUCUGCCCAUAAGCACUGAGAUUGAUGACAACCUCAGUGUUCCCCUCACUUCUUUGCUGGUGGGGAGCCUUGUUUUUUAGUAUUUGGGGAUUUCUUACAAAUCAUGUAAUAUUAUUAUUGUAUGAACUGAAUAGAUUUUGCUGAACCAACUACUAUUAGACAUUGCUAAUGAAAUUCUAUUGAAGCCAUUGUAUCAAA
Momordica charantia (bitter melon) is the source of this 1200-nucleotide messenger RNA. It is a transcript of the gene FOLK, whose product is annotated as Phosphatidate cytidylyltransferase family protein. Gene Ontology annotation, molecular function: kinase activity. The record is from RefSeq and is a predicted model, not a curated record. NCBI's taxonomy places the organism in Eukaryota, Viridiplantae, Streptophyta, Magnoliopsida, Cucurbitales, Cucurbitaceae.